Messenger RNA from Postia placenta MAD-698-R-SB12, 1347 nucleotides. RefSeq lists its product as hypothetical. The record is from RefSeq and is a predicted model, not a curated record. NCBI's taxonomy places the organism in Eukaryota, Fungi, Basidiomycota, Agaricomycetes, Polyporales, Adustoporiaceae. The transcript has a single exon. Bases 1 to 1347 code for a protein of 448 amino acids.
AUGUCGGUGGGCAGCGACGAUUCAUCGCCGUUCCCAUUACUCUUUGAGAGCCGCACGGAAACAAAACGACCACCCUUGAGGCGUACAAAACGGUGCCAACUUCCUCUCGAUUUUUUCAGUAGCUCAUGCAGCGAAGUAUCCGACGAUGACGAUGACGAAGUCUUCUGCUCGCGCUUCGUUAUGCCCAACCAUCAUGUGAAAGUCAUUACUGGCUCCGACAGCGAUUCGGAGUCAGAUCCGGAAGAUGACGAACUCGCAAAAAUAAUACGCCUCACUCCUGUGUCUGUGGAGUCGCUGAAGACUGCAAAGGCCUCACAUGUGCCCGCGCCCGCCACAUCUCCCCCGCCGCCUGCGGUAAACCCUGUACCUUCAGCACACGAUGAUUUUGACUUCUCUGCUCCUCCUGUAUAUCAUGGCUUUUCCUACGCGGCCUUUGGUCUCGUGAAACGCGUAUGGGAUAUACGCCGCGACGCAUGGAACAAUCAACCGGCUGCUGCUGUUGCCGCAGCUGCAUACGGCGGCAUCGCCCUUUCUCCUGAGCCGCAACCUCAAGAUCGACCACCACUUGUCCCCCAACGAGUCGCAAGCUCGGAUCCCUCCGCGCCAAUAUACCCACGCAUUGGGUCUCUCGCCGGCCUACACGAUCCCCAAAGCGCUGCCAUGGACCGCGCGUUCUGCCGCUUUCCCAUGUACACCAUGCUCAAGAUUCUAUUCCUACAUGAGAUGCUCCGUUCAUCCUCUCGCUUACCACCUCCUACCACUCCUACAGCACCCCAAUCACGCUCACCGACGGAUAGCGACGAAGAAGACACGCUUGUCGGGGAUGAACACGCGGACGAGGACCUCGCCAAAGGCAAGACAAGGGCGCCCUUGUCGAAUCCCAUCCUGACUGCGACGGAGUGGCAGCGUACAUGGCUCGAGCGCUGGCAGUUCCUCAUGGACGUUUCUACCACCGACCCUCUUACCGUUUCCCCGCGGUUGACCUCCCCCGAGGACACGGCAUUGCGGGUAGAGCUCCUCGAACACACUACUCGCCAAUGGGCUUGCGCUGAUGUGGACAUACAUGCCUACUCAGUGGACGCUUAUGCCGAUACGUCCGCGUACGUGGAAGAGACAAGCAUAUGCACCGACGAGUCUGAGGACGAAGACGCUGUGCGAUCGCGCUUGAUGGAGGAGGCUUUCCGUCCGCAAAGCCCAAAAUUCUUCUUCGCCGGGAGUGAUGACGACGACGACGACGACUGGGACGCUUUAGAAGAGGACUUCCGCGGGCUCGCGAGUUGCUCGGCGGCCGCACAGUUCCUAUCACGGAGGGAUAUGAACCACCCUAAUAUGAUGGCGAUGGCUUGA